GGCGGGGCCGCUCCCGCUCUCGUUCCCGGGGCGGGGCCGCGGCGCGGUCGCGGAAUGGCCGCGGGGAGCCGGGGCAGCCAUGGCCGCCAUCUCGCUGGAGACCGUCCCCAAGGACCUGCGGCACCUGCGCGCCUGCCUGCUCUGCUCCCUCGUCAAGACCAUCGACCAGUUCGAGUAUGAUGGUUGUGACAAUUGCGAGACGUAUCUGCAGAUGAAGGGCAACCGUGAGAUGGUCUAUGACUGCACCAGCUCCUCCUUUGAUGGGAUCAUCACCAUGAUGAGCCCCGAGGACAGCUGGGUCUCCAAGUGGCAGCGGAUCAGUACCUUCAAGCCAGGUGUCUAUGCAGUGUCUGUGACUGGCCGCCUGCCCCAAGGGAUCGUCCGAGAGCUGAAGAGCCGUGGCGUGGCCUACAAGUCUCGGGACACAGCCAUAAAAACCUGAAGGGCCCUUGUGCUGCCUGGAGACCCCAGUGCUGUGUGGAAGAGGCAGUGGGCACUGCUCCAAAACCUUUGAGCUUUAUCCUGUAGGGAAGUGGGGCUGGACUCAGAGUGUGCUGGCUCAGCUCCCUUUGCUCAGUACCCGCAGACUCCACCACACCACAGACCACAGACAUUUAUCUGAGCCUUGACGGGGGGGAGGGUGUGAGUAAAGCUGGGAAAGGGUGUUUUACCAUGAUGCCCAACCAUUUUUACAAUUGGUGUGGGAAAGAGGGGAUUUGGGAAAUAGCUGUGGAAGUAGUUCAAUAAAACCCACUGCCUGGCCA
Lonchura striata (white-rumped munia) is the source of this 764-nucleotide messenger RNA. It is a transcript of the gene SUPT4H1, whose product is annotated as SPT4 homolog, DSIF elongation factor subunit. Lineage: Eukaryota; Metazoa; Chordata; Aves; Passeriformes; Estrildidae. The record is from RefSeq and is a predicted model, not a curated record. Gene Ontology annotation, molecular function: zinc ion binding; RNA polymerase II complex binding. Gene Ontology annotation, cellular component: DSIF complex; nucleus. Gene Ontology annotation, biological process: transcription elongation by RNA polymerase II; transcription elongation-coupled chromatin remodeling; regulation of DNA-templated transcription.